Exaiptasia diaphana is the source of this 722-nucleotide messenger RNA. RefSeq names its product protein ALP1-like. NCBI's taxonomy places the organism in Eukaryota, Metazoa, Cnidaria, Anthozoa, Actiniaria, Aiptasiidae. The transcript has a single exon. The record is from RefSeq and is a predicted model, not a curated record. The annotation marks the transcript as partial.
AAGGAGACAGAGAACAAGUCUAGCACUGAUUUUGUCCACACAACGACGACAUCGUCCAAGAAGAAGGAAAUUAGCAUGGGUUUAUCCUAGACMUCAGUUCUGGUUUGAGGAGAUUUUGAACAACAGACAUUUGGAUCAUUUGUGGCGAGAACAUUUUAGAGUGAGCAGAAACACAUUUGAUUUCAUUUGUAGAAUUGUUGGUCCUUAUAUGAGAAGACAGGAUACUAUUUUACGUCAAGCAAUCCCUGUAGAGAAACGAGUAGCUAUWGCUUUAUGGCGUUUAGCCACAGGGAACUCUUACAGGACUGUUGCGCUKAAUUUUGGAACAGGACGAUGUACAGCAAUGAACAUUAAAGAUGAUUUUUGUUCGGCUCUCGUGGGGCAUGCAAACCAAUUUAUUAAAUUCCCAAAGACAGAGGUGGAAACAAGAAGAUGUAUACAAGAAUUUCAAAAUAUAAGUACUUUUCCUCAAGUUGUUGGUGCGUUAGACGGCUCGCACAUUCCUAUAAAAGCUCCGAAGGAUAAUCCAAAUGCAUACGUAAAYAGGAAAAAUUUUCACAGCAUAAUUUUACAGGGAGUUGCGGAUGCYAACAUGAAAUUCAUACACGUCAGUACAGGAUAUGCAGGAAGCAUCCACGRUGCAAGAGUUYUACGAAUAAGUUCCCUUCUAAACGCAGUACAAAAUGAUCAAAUCCUGACCUCUCCUGUCCGUCAGAUUGGGG